AUGUGGUUAAAUAAAGCUAUUCAAAGAUUUAAAAUUCAUAAAAGGAAAUCAUCACCUACUCCAUAUGAUUUAAUUCUACGUGAAAAGGAAAAAAUUCAAUCAGAAUCACAACAUCAUAAUCAACAACAACAUGAAAUAGAUAAAAAAGAAUCUGAAUUAUCAAAUCAAAAAAUUAAUCAACCUAGAUUAAAUUCUUCAAUUGAUCCAUUAUUAAAUAUUGAUAAUGAUGAUAAUAAUGAUAAUAUAAUAGAACCAAUAAGAUCAAGAACAAAAACAAUAUCACCUAUAAGAUCAAGAAGAUCAAGUUCAUUAUCUCCAGUUUUUAGAAAUUCUUUUGAUGAUGAAGAAAUAAAUAAUGUUGGUUUACAUAGAAUAUCACGAUCAGGUUCAAUAUCAAGAUCAAUAUCAGGUUCAAUAUCAAGAUCAAUAUCAAAUGGUUCUAUAACAAGUCAAGAAAGACCAAAUUUGAUUCGUAGACAAAGUUCAUUGGAAAUAAUGAGGGAUUUAGCUAAUGAAGAAAGAGAAAUGGCUUCAAUUAAUUUAAGUCAAUCAUUACCUGAAGGUUUUAAAGUAGAUGAAAGAAAUUGGUAG
This is a messenger RNA of Candida tropicalis MYA-3404, 591 nucleotides long. RefSeq lists its product as uncharacterized. The record is from RefSeq and is a predicted model, not a curated record. The coding region runs from base 1 to 591 and encodes 196 amino acids. NCBI's taxonomy places the organism in Eukaryota, Fungi, Ascomycota, Pichiomycetes, Serinales, Debaryomycetaceae. The transcript has a single exon.